AUGGUACGCAACAAACAUAUUCGAUUAACUAUUAUUAUAUGUAUUACUUCACUCAUGUUAUCUAUUUCAUUAUUUUCUGGCAAUAAUAUUAGAGAUUUAUUAUCAUUAGAAACAAGUUCCAAUUUGAUAAGUAUUUCAUUAUGGAAUCCUAAACAAUUACAGACAUUUCAAUGUCCUGUACGAGGAGAUAAAUGGAUUGUAGUUACAACAAUUUUUUAUCCAACAAAAGCGAUUUAUAAAUUUCUUAAUUUAACUACUCAAUGGAAUUUAAUUGUUAUUGGUGAUCAAAAAACACCAAAAGAUUGGCUCUUACAUCUUUCUAUAAAUUCUUCUCGACUUAUUUAUCUUAGUAUCGAACAACAAAAUACUCUUGAUUUUCGUAUUCUUCAUUAUUUACCAUAUGGAUCAUAUGCAAGAAAAAAUCUUGGUUAUUUAACUGCUAUUAAAUGUGGUGCUAAAAUUAUUUUCGAAUCUGAUGAUGAUAAUCUACUUGAAACAAAUGAUAUUUAUUUUUUACCAAAAAUUGUUCAACAAAAACAUGUUCCAUGGAUAGGAUUUCAUCGACAACGAUCACCAUUUAUUAAUAUCUAUGGAUGA
Rotaria sp. Silwood2 is the source of this 597-nucleotide messenger RNA. The record is from the annotation of a GenBank genome assembly. NCBI's taxonomy places the organism in Eukaryota, Metazoa, Rotifera, Eurotatoria, Philodinida, Philodinidae.